Molecule: messenger RNA, 1209 nt
Organism: Dioszegia hungarica
Lineage: Eukaryota; Fungi; Basidiomycota; Tremellomycetes; Tremellales; Bulleribasidiaceae
Product: rRNA processing-related protein
Exons: 5
Coding region: 1-1209 (402 amino acids)
Cellular component (GO): nucleolus; small-subunit processome
Molecular function (GO): RNA binding
Source: RefSeq, a predicted model, not a curated record
AUGAGCGCUGAAGCCUCCUCAUCCACCGCUCCCAAGAAGGGGAAGAAGUCCAGGUCGACCGUCAAUGACGCAGCCGCCCCAGAUGCAGAGGAGGUUCCCAAGAACAAGCGGCACAGGAAAGAGAAGCCGUGGGACACGGACGAUAUAGAUCACUGGAAGAUCGAGUCUAUGAGCGCGCCCGACCCCGACACUCACCGGCCCUUUACCGAAGAAUCCAGCUUCGCCCUCCUCUUCCCGAAAUACCGCGAGCCGUACCUCCGGUCCGUAUGGGGUACGAUCACCUCUGCUCUCGACGGACUGGGGUUGGCGUGCGAGCUGGAUCUGGUACAAGGACGGAUGACCGUCAAGACGACGAGAAAGACCUGGGAUCCGUAUAUCGUCUUCAAGGGGAGGGACGUAUUGAAGCUGUUGGCGAGAGGAGUGAAUGCGCCUCAGGCGAUGAAGGUGCUCCAAGAUGAUAUCGCAUGCGACGUCAUCAAGAUCGGAACGCUGGUACGGAACAAAGAACGCUUCGUUAAGCGGCGACAGCGGAUCGUUGGUCCUAACGGGAGUACCUUGAAGGCAGUAGAGCUCCUCACCGACUGCUACGUCCUCGUCCAGGGAAACACCGUUUCCGCAAUGGGAUCCUUCAAGGGGCUCAAAGAGGUCCGCCGGAUCGUCAUUGACUGUAUGAACAACAUCCACCCCAUCUACCGGAUCAAGGAGUUGAUGAUCCGGCGAGAGCUGGCAAAGGACCCCAAGCUCGCCGGGGAGAACUGGGACCGAUUCUUGCCUAAAUUCCAGAAGAAACACCUCAAAACGUCCGAAAAGACCGCUCGGAAGAAUGCGGCCCUGGAUCGGCAAUCCGACCCCUCGGAGAACCCCAACGCUAUCACCAUCUCGCUCGACCCUUCUCCUGUUACCACUUCCGCCCCAGCACCUGCCGCACCUACCCUCAACAAACCCAAAAAGAAGGUCUACACCCCCUUCCCCCCUCCCCAACAACCAUCGAAGCUCGACCUCCAACUGGCUUCAGGAGAGUACUUUCUCAAGCCGCAAGAGAAGGAGGCGAUUGAGAAGCGCAAGCGGGAGGAUCUGCAGAAUAGUCGCGCGGCGACCAAGAGGGCAGAGAGGGAGGAGGCGUUUGUAGCGCCUCCAGAGGCUGUAGGGGAGAAGGUCGCGGAGAGGAAGAAGAAGCGCAAGGCGGCUGAGCUGGGGACGAUGGAGUGA